This is a messenger RNA of Pipistrellus nathusii (Nathusius's pipistrelle), 2022 nucleotides long. The record is from the annotation of a GenBank genome assembly. Lineage: Eukaryota; Metazoa; Chordata; Mammalia; Chiroptera; Vespertilionidae.
AUGGCGUGCCUGUUGGAGACCCCAAUCCGCAUGAGCGUCCUCUCGGAAGUAACAGCUAGCAGUCGCCACUAUGUUGACAGGCUAUUUGACCCUGAUCCCCAGAAAGUUCUACAAGGUGUCAUAGACAUGAAAAAUGCUGUGAUUGGAAACAACAAGCAGAAAGCCAACCUCAUUGUUUUAGGAGCUGUUCCAAGAUUGUUGUACUUGCUUCAGCAAGAAACCUCAAGUACAGAGCUGAAAACAGAAUGUGCAGUGGUAUUGGGAAGUCUUGCUAUGGGUACUGAAAACAAUGUCAAGUCUCUGCUAGAUUGCCAUAUCAUCCCUGCCUUACUGCAAGGACUGUUAUCUCUAGACCUGAAGUUCAUUGAAGCUUGCCUUCGAUGUCUGCGUACCAUCUUCACCAGUCCUGUCACUCCAGAGGAGUUAUUGUAUACAGACGCUACGGUGAUACCACACCUCAUGGCGCUGCUUAGCAAGUCCCGCUACACCCAGGAGUACAUCUGUCAGAUCUUCUCACACUGCUGUAAAGGUCCAGAUCAUCAAACAAUUUUAUUUAACCAUGGUGCAGUUCAAAAUAUUGCUCACCUACUAACCUCAGUAUCUUACAAAGUUCGAAUGCAAGCACUGAAAUGCUUUUCAGUUUUAGCUUUUGAAAACCCCCAGGUAUCGAUGACCCUGGUAAAUGUUUUGGUUGAUGGAGAAUUGUUACCACAAAUUUUUGUGAAGAUGUUACAGAGGGAUAAGCCUAUUGAGAUGCAACUCACAUCAGCAAAAUGUUUGACUUACAUGUGUAGAGCUGGAGCAAUUCGGACAGACGACAACUGUAUUGUAUUAAAGACAUUGCCAUGUUUGGUUCGAAUGUGCAGUAAGGAGCGAUUACUAGAGGAGAGAGUUGAAGGAGCUGAGACACUCGCCUAUCUGAUUGAACCAGAUGUUGAGCUACAGAGAAUUGCGAGCAUUACUGAUCACCUUAUUGCCAUGCUUGCUGAUUACUUCAAGUAUCCCAGCUCUGUGAGUGCCAUCACUGACAUUAAAAGGCUUGAUCAUGACUUAAAACAUGCUCACGAACUCCGCCAGGCUGCAUUCAAACUCUAUGCCUCUCUUGGAGCAAAUGAUGAAGACAUCCGGAAGAAGAUCAUUGAGACUGAAAAUAUGAUGGACCGAAUUGUGACUGGCUUGUCUGAGUCUAGUGUCAAGGUGCGGUUAGCUGCUGUCAGAUGUUUGCACAGUUUAUCUAGAUCUGUGCAGCAGCUUCGAACCAGUUUCCAGGAUCACGCCGUGUGGAAACCUUUAAUGAAGGUUUUGCAAAAUGCACCCGACGAAAUCUUAGUAGUAGCAUCUUCCAUGCUAUGUAAUCUUCUUCUUGAAUUUUCUCCAAGCAAAGAGCCAAUAUUAGAAUCAGGAGCCGUAGAGCUACUUUGUGGAUUAACACAAAGUGAAAACCCUGCUUUACGAGUGAAUGGAAUUUGGGCUCUUAUGAAUAUGGCAUUUCAAGCUGAACAAAAAAUAAAAGCAGAUAUUUUACGAAGCUUGAGUACCGAGCAGCUAUUCCGGUUAUUAUCGGAUUCAGAUUUGAAUGUGCUGAUGAAAACAUUGGGGCUUCUUAGAAAUCUCCUUUCUACUCGGCCUCAUAUAGAUAAAAUCAUGAGCACCCACGGAAAGCAGAUUAUGCAAGCCGUCACUCUUAUUCUGGAAGGGGAGCAUAACAUUGAAGUCAAAGAACAGACACUGUGCAUCCUAGCCAACAUCGCAGAUGGCACAACGGCAAAAGAACUCAUUAUGACCAAUGAUGACAUCCUGCAGAAAAUCAAGUAUUACAUGGGUCAUUCACAUAUCAAGCUGCAGCUUGCCGCAAUGUUUUGUAUAUCAAACCUCAUAUGGAAUGAAGAGGAAGGUUCACAAGAACGCCAGGAUAAAUUACGAGACAUGGGCAUUGUAGAUAUUCUACACAAACUGAGUCAGUCACCAGAUUCAAACCUUUGUGACAAGGCCAAGACGGCGCUGCAGCAGUACCUGGCGUGA